GCAAAACACACGCAUUCACACGGCAACAUCUGCAAAGCUGAAGACAGCACAGCACGACUCAGAGCACAGGACACCUGCACGGCUGAGAUUCGCAGCGCUGUCUGCAAAACGCACACUGUAAUUUACAAAUUAACUGUGCAGGGGAACUCAGGCAUAGGGAAUACUUCUGUAUUAUUAAACUCGGGUAUUUUCUACCAAAAAAAAAAAAAAAAAAAAAAAAAAAGACUUGUACCUGAUAAAACAACAAGUAUGUCCAUAUAGAAAACAAACACUUAAAAAAAAACAUCUUUUUUGGGGUGUAUUUUAUAUUGACUGGAUGAUUGCAAUACACAUGCAUAGACAUCAAGAAACUCUCGCAUUUUGAAGAGGAUUGUAUACAUACAAGAAUCAUUUUGAGCACGUAUGGACGUAUGGAGCGCGUAUAAUUGAUGGUUGGAGUUGAAUGACAGUUUUUUUUUUUUGUUUCCCCCUGACCUAAAAUGCCAAAAAGCGGCAUGGGACCAUCAAGCCGGAUUUAAUACUGACACCCGGCUGCAAACUUCUUUUGGAUUAAAAAACCACCAGAGGACAGCGCACACAUUCAAUUUACCCUCCCAGAGCAGAAACCGCAUCCCUGAUCUGCAAAUCAGUUCUAAUUGAAUUCUACCUGUGGAUGUCUGUCUUGUUAUAAAUGUACAGUCAAUCUUGCGAACUGAAAUCGAGGCGGCACGAUGCAUUUGGGAGCAUUGCUCGUGUCUUUCACUUGCUACCUGACGUUUGCCAUCUCGCAGGGGGACAAGAUUCCCGAGGCGAUAGUCCGGAAACUCCGAAGCAGUGCGAUCCAUUCCAUCCAGGACCUGCAGCGAAUUUUGCAGAUAGACUCCGUAGAGGAAGAUUCACUGCCUGACCAGGCUGUGUCAUUCAGAUGGCAGCUGAGAUCCAACUCCAGCUUGAGUAGAGUGGUGCGCAGUCCACAGGGCCUGGCGGCAGAAGCGGAAAUGGCCAUGCCUGCGCAGUGCCAGCCUCGCACCGAGGUCCUGGAGCUCACCAGAGGCAUGGUGGACCGCAGCAACACCAACUUCCUGGUGUGGCCGCUCUGCGUAGAGGUGCAGCGCUGCUCAGGGUGCUGCAACACUCACAACAUGCACUGCAUUCCCACCCGAGUGCAGCCACGCCACCUACAGGUGGUGAAGAUUGAAUACAUGCAGGGGAAACCCCGCAAUGGGAAGGCGCAGGUUACUGUGGAGGACCACCUGGAGUGUCGGUGUGAGAGCAUCGCCCCCCAGCGCUCGGCACAGCACUCCAAACACAAACCAGCAGUCACGACGGUCCCUGUGAUGACACCCCCUAGAGUCACGCAGCCCCGAUCGAAGAAGCUCCUCAGGAGGAAACACCGCAAGUUAAAACACAUCUCCCAGAAGGCAGCGCUGAAAGAGCGGCUACCCAGAUAGAAGAGCCAGGGCAGUUUGCUCUGGUGACCUAUCUGGAUGAGGUCCUUGAAUAUUUAGCCGUCUGAAGGACUGCCUGGGAUGAAAAACAUGGCGCUUCCUUCCUUGUAUUAUUAUUAUUAUUAUUAUUAUUAUUAUUAUUAUUAUUAUUAUUAUUACAUUUGUGCAAUUGUUUCAGUGGAUAACAAUUAAUAAAAGACUUUCUGUUCAGCUUUGCUACACCCAGAGCAAAAAUGCACUAAAAGUAAAUAGUAAAAAAAGAUCAAGUUUGUGCUGACUUCCCUUUGAACACAGAGGACCAAAGAAUUUCAAAUCCCAUUAGCCCUUAUGGUAGGCACAGAUCCAUUUCCUGUUAAAGCAAGCUGAUUGGACAAUGGCAGGUGAUUAAAAAAUGCAGGACAGCUCACUUUGAAAAGAAUGAACCACUUUCUCAGAGGAAUGGACUCUGAAUUGGACGAACUGCUGGAAAUGAUCAAGCAACAACAAUAGGAUAUUUCCGAUGUCUAUUGAAAGAAAUCAAAUGACUUUAUGAGUGAUGUUUUUUUUUUUCUUCUGUGCAUUCCUUACUCUGGCCUGGAAAGGACACUUGGAGCCAGUGGAACAGAAAUGUCUUGCCUGUAACAUUUUUAAAACAAGUAUUGACUUCCUUGCUUUUCAAAUACAGCUAUGAAUCAUCUGUGAAGCUCCUGAGUUGUGAAAUCAGCAUUGAUUCUUGUGAAAAGCGGACAUCCUUGAAUACAAGAUUUCCUGUUUUUUAAUGUUGUGUGGUUUAAGGAACCUGCGAUGUUGAAUCAGCCAUUUUAGUCAGGUUUCACCAAAAGCUGCGAUUCAGAAUGGAGUGGAAUACCUCCAUAAGCACCUUCACUUCACUGCUCAGUCCAGCCCCAUCAGAAAACCCCUUGGAUUGAAUUGUUAAACAGUAUUAGUCAUUCUUUAAAGGAACUGAUCAGAUUUAGCAAAAUGUGUCAAGACAAAAAAACGUGAAACGUAUUUUAACAGCCAAAACAUAAUUUGAAGUAUGCCACUUAGAUGUGUUUCAGUGUCUUGGUUAGUCCUUUUCCAAGCCAUAAUACUUUCUGAAGGACUUCAAGCAAUGAAAUGAUUUGGCAUCUCCCCUUUUUAAUGAUAAAACUAAUAAGCAAAUGCAGCCUGUUAUUGGUUUACUAGCGCUGUGCCCCAGUGACCAAGCUAAAUGUGUUUCCUUGUCUCUUUCAAGCAAUACGACCGUUGCCCCCCCCCCUUCAGACAAGUAACUAACCAAGGCAUUACAAUCCAAUUUCUUACCUCUUAUUGGCACUAGCAACAUUGUUACUGGCCCCCCCUUCAAAAGAGACACCUACAUACACCAUGUGUAUUCCCAAGUUAUUGGCUUGUGCAAUUGUAUAGUUUAGAGUUGCUAGGUAAGGCAAUGGCAGGUUUUAUGCAGGCUUUGUAGCACGUUUGUACUUUUCAGGUCUGCUUGCAUGAGCAGUUGUAAACUACUGAGAAUAUUUGUUGAUGUUUCCUGGUGAACUGGAAACCGUUUUUUUAUUGUUAUUUUUUUUCCUCUGUCAUAUUUAAAUUAUUUAAAGGGGUGUCCCGCCCCCCCCACCCCGUGUUCUGAAAUGUAAUUAUGGCUA
Molecule: messenger RNA, 3046 nt
Organism: Polyodon spathula (Mississippi paddlefish)
Lineage: Eukaryota; Metazoa; Chordata; Actinopteri; Acipenseriformes; Polyodontidae
Product: platelet-derived growth factor subunit B-like
Exons: 7
Coding region: 711-1430 (239 amino acids)
Biological process (GO): positive regulation of MAP kinase activity; positive regulation of phosphatidylinositol 3-kinase/protein kinase B signal transduction; positive regulation of cell population proliferation
Cellular component (GO): membrane
Molecular function (GO): growth factor activity; platelet-derived growth factor receptor binding
Source: RefSeq, a predicted model, not a curated record